GGACAGUUAGUCUUGCUGUCAACCGAGAAAACAAUCAACUGGUAGCUAUCAAGGUUAUGCAGCUAAGCAAACAACAGAAACGCGACUUUCUGGUUUCCGAACUGAAGGUGCUAAGAGGACUGCAUCAUAAGAACAUAGUGAAUUACCUGGAUUCCUUCUUACGACCACAAGCGGACGAACUCUGGGUGAUUAUGGAGUACCUGGACGGCGGUGCAUUGACAAAUGUCGUGAUGGAGACAAUAAUGGAUGUACCAACAAUGGCUGCAGUGACAAAAGAAUGCAUUCAGGCUCUGGUCUACCUCCAUGACAAGAAUAUCAUACAUAGAGAUAUCAAAUCAGACAAUGUGCUUCUGGGACGACGUGGACAAGUAAAGUUAACAGACUUUGGAUUUUGCGCACAGCUUGGAAGUCAUCACAGUCAACGCAUGACGAUGGUCGGGACACCGUACUGGAUGGCACCGGAGGUUUUGAAUAAGAAUGUCGCAUACGGACCAAAAGUCGACGUUUGGUCUUUGGGCAUUAUGAUAAUUGAAAUGCUUGAUGGUGAACCACCCUAUAACCACCUCGAUCCAAUCAAGGUAAUUCUGCUCAUUCAGACUAACAACAAGCCAAGUCCGAAAACCACACCCCAAGACAGUUCUCUGAAAAAUUUCCUCGAAAGAUGUCUGGUUUUUGAUGCAGACGAACGAGCCUCCGCCAAAGAGCUUCUCAACCAUGCUUUUCUGCGAAAGGCUGGCCCGCUGACGGCUUUGAUCCCGCUGAUUGAGGCGGCAAACAAUGCAAGAAGGCAUU
This is a messenger RNA of Opisthorchis viverrini, 792 nucleotides long. RefSeq lists its product as hypothetical. Gene Ontology annotation, cellular component: cytoplasm. The record is from RefSeq and is a predicted model, not a curated record. Gene Ontology annotation, molecular function: protein serine/threonine kinase activity; ATP binding. The transcript is spliced from 3 exons. The annotation marks the transcript as partial. Lineage: Eukaryota; Metazoa; Platyhelminthes; Trematoda; Opisthorchiida; Opisthorchiidae. Gene Ontology annotation, biological process: regulation of MAPK cascade; intracellular signal transduction; protein phosphorylation.